This is a messenger RNA of Cyphellophora europaea CBS 101466, 1215 nucleotides long. RefSeq lists its product as uncharacterized. NCBI's taxonomy places the organism in Eukaryota, Fungi, Ascomycota, Eurotiomycetes, Chaetothyriales, Cyphellophoraceae. The transcript has 3 exons. Gene Ontology annotation, cellular component: nuclear membrane complex Bqt3-Bqt4. Gene Ontology annotation, biological process: meiotic attachment of telomere to nuclear envelope; mitotic telomere tethering at nuclear periphery. The coding region runs from base 1 to 1215 and encodes 404 amino acids. The record is from RefSeq and is a predicted model, not a curated record. Gene Ontology annotation, molecular function: DNA binding.
AUGGCCGAUCGUCAGCUCCCCAAGCGCAAGAAUCCGCUCAUCGCGUCCCUUACGGCGCCCUCCUAUGAGGAGUUGCUCGGGCGUAGGAGACUUGGUAAGACCAAGCUCGCGGUCAAGCCGACCCAGGUCGGCACCUCGAACGCAACGAAACCCGAGAACCUUGGUGUAUUCGAAUACGCGCACCUGCGAGCCCCCCUUCCCAGUGACCUGAAAGGCUCGGAGAUCUUUACUACUCAAUCCAACCAAGGCCAUCCUGAAACAUACUUUCUUAUGCGCCGAAGCUCCGACGGCUACUGUUCGGCGACUGGAAUGUUCAAAAUUGCGUACCCCUGGGCUACUCAAGCAGAAGAAAAAGCGGAGCGCGACUACCUCAAGACACUUGAUACAACCAGCGCAGACGAGGUAGCGGGAAAUAUCUGGAUUGAGCCGGAAUUUGCCCUGGAACUUGCAGAGGCCUACGGACUCACUCAGUGGAUUCGCGCUCUCCUUGACCCCACGGAUAUCUCUCAGUCCCCUUCGAGCGCAAAGAAGCAGAUCAACGCGCCCCCCAAGUUCGAAGCGCCGUUGGAUAUGGACAAGGUCAAGCUGCCGCCGCCUGGUCGGACUCCGGGAAGAGGAAGCAGAAGACUACGAUCAGCGUCCCCAAGCAAGAUUGCGAGCCCGGUCAAGAGCAAGGCAUCACCCAGGAAGCGUCAGACCAGCCAAAACAAGGCGCAAGAGGAAGCCGCCGCGGCCAGUACAACUGCAGCCAGCGCCGCUCUCCAGUCGGCUUUGGACGAUGCUGUCUCGAUCGCUGGCGCUGAAUCGGUGUCUACGGAUCAGCCGCAGGAGACACCAGCUACAUCUCCUUCGUUAAUGGGAGAGUCUGUCAAGGUGGAAGUCGACCAGGAAGUCGAAGUCAAGGGCAACACCGAAACUACUCACACCAAUGUCACUGUCGAGAUGCCCGCCGGCUCCCCAGAACUGCCACUUCCGCAAGAUACCGAGCAGAUGCUGGAGACGGCUAAGCGGAUGGUUGAAGAGGCGAAGGAACUUGAAACAUCACCAAAAGUCACGAGGAAGCGCAAGGUCGAGGAGGUCGAGCCAUCAGACCUGGAUGCAGAGCUCCCACAGCAGCCUGCAAAGAAGGCCCGGGUACUCGAGGAGAGCCUCAAGCGAGAAAAGGUUCGCAACCGCGCGCUAUUCGGCGUUGCGGCGACCCUGACUGUUGCGUAA